CAAUGACAUCUCCCCUCUUCUUCACCCGUAAUCAAUCGGCCAAGCCCCUCAAUCGCAUUACCAUAAUAACAAAUAAGCCUAAUUCAAAGACCGCAUUUACUUACCCAUUCACCCUCGCAAACCCGGAAAAUUCAAUUGCGACAACACCAUAACGCAGCCAUGACAUCCUGGAACAUCGAAGGCUGCACCGUCGCGGACGCCGCAGCGAUGGCGCGCAACAACAUGAGCGCCUUCUGGGAGGAUCCAACAUGGAUCCUGCUAUGGCCCAAAGACAUCACCAGAGAAUUCCUGAUCAAACAGGGCGAAAAGCGGUAUCCACGCCUUCUUUUAAAAGACCGCGAAGUGACGCGUCACCAGAAGGCGGUGGACCCCGCCACGGGCGCUCUAGUCGGGUACGCCCGCUGGAUUCUCCCCACCGGGCGUUCCGUCGCGGCUGGUGGCGGCGCAGAGUGGGUUUCGGCGCAGGUACCCGACGUUGGGGAGGAUGAGAGCAGGCGGUUUGAGGAGCUGGCUGAGGGGGCGUGGUGGAAUGGGAGGAAGGAGAUGAGGCAUAUUGAUGAUGAGAAUGAUGUUGUCAUGGAUCGGAUCUUGUCGGAGAGGUCGUAUAUCAAGCUCGAUUAUUUGGCUGUUCAUCCUGAGAAUAAAGGGAAGGGGAUUGCGACCGCACUUGUUAAGAGCGGGAUCAAAUACGCGAUAGAAACUGGUAUCCCGAUAUUCGUGAUGUCGUAUAAGGCUGGCCGAGGUGUUUAUGAACGGCUUGGGUUCAAGGAGGUCGAGCGAGUUAUCCAAGACGAUACGGAGUACGGUGGUAAAGGGGAGUAUGGCACCUAUUUCAUGAUCUACGAUCAUGAUGUGCCUAAGGAUAUUUGAGGCCUGCGAUAUCGAGAAUAGAUAUUUCAUAUGUGUUCUUUUGUGAUGUGAAUGAUAUAUGUGGGAACUGGACUCUGAAUGUAUCAUUUAGGUAUGGGCUUUUAAACUCCAUAAUGAUCGGCGAACUCUUUCCAUGGUAGAUGGGAUGCCGAGGUUUAAGGGGAGAACUGAAUAUCACAAGGUGACCUUG
Messenger RNA from Annulohypoxylon maeteangense, 1060 nucleotides. RefSeq names its product acyl-CoA N-acyltransferase. The record is from RefSeq and is a predicted model, not a curated record. The transcript has 2 exons. Gene Ontology annotation, molecular function: acyltransferase activity, transferring groups other than amino-acyl groups. NCBI's taxonomy places the organism in Eukaryota, Fungi, Ascomycota, Sordariomycetes, Xylariales, Hypoxylaceae. Bases 160 to 870 code for a protein of 236 amino acids.